This is a messenger RNA of Aplysia californica (California sea hare), 3772 nucleotides long. RefSeq names its product plasma alpha-L-fucosidase. Gene Ontology annotation, biological process: glycoside catabolic process; fucose metabolic process. NCBI's taxonomy places the organism in Eukaryota, Metazoa, Mollusca, Gastropoda, Aplysiida, Aplysiidae. Gene Ontology annotation, cellular component: lysosome. Gene Ontology annotation, molecular function: alpha-L-fucosidase activity. The record is from RefSeq and is a predicted model, not a curated record.
UAGGGCCUACAAUGUAUUGAAUUGAAGUAGGCAAACGCUAGUUGACAACACUUUGAAAUUGAUUUGUCGAUGGUUGGUUUUGAGAGAAAUUCGACACAUUUUCAGUGCAUGUGCUACUAGAAUCUAGAUCUACAACUAUGGGAACAGCCGGGGCAGUAUUGUUUCUGGUAUUGUCAUGCUUAACAGUGCAGUGUUUUUCCAAGUAUGAACCAAACUGGAAGUCUUUAGAUUCUCGUCCUCUUCCAGCUUGGUAUGAUGAAGGCAAAGUCGGAAUAUUCAUCCACUGGGGUGUGUUCUCUGUUCCUGGCUUCGGCACAGAAUGGUUUUGGUACUACUGGAAAGGGUAUAAAGAUCCAGCCUUUGUUAAGUUCAUGAAGGACAACUAUAAGCCAGACUUCACAUAUGCAGAUUUUGCUCCCAUGUUCCAUGCAGAGUUCUACUCUCCAGGCCAGUGGGCGGACAUCUUUAAAGCUGCAGGAGCUAGUUAUGUUGUCCUUGUGACCAAACAUCAUGAAGGCUUCACGAGCUGGCCUUCAAAAUAUUCCUUUAACUGGAAUGCUCAAGAUGUUGGCCCUAACAGAGAUCUGGUUGGGGACCUGGCGAACGCUAUUAGGUCUAAGACUGACAUAAAAUUUGGUGUCUACCACUCCAUGUUUGAAUGGUUCAACCCCCUUUUCAUGAGAGAUCAAGCCAACGGAUUUAGGACACAAGAUUUUGUGAAGGCAAAAACAAUUCCUGAAUUGCAUGAACUGGUGAACAAGUACAAACCAGAUAUUGUUUGGUCUGAUGGAGAAUGGAUGGCUUCAGAUGACUAUUGGACUUCGAAGGAAUUUAUUGCUUGGUUGUAUAAUGACAGCCCUGUGAAGGACACUGUGAUUGUCAAUGAUCGGUGGGGCAACAACACGCGCUGUAAGCAUGGAGGAUUCUGGGACUGCUCAGAUCACUACACGCCAGGCAAAUUGGUGCCCCACAAAUGGGAGAACUGCAUGUCAGUGGACAAGAACUCGUGGGGGUAUCGGCGCAAUGCUCAGCUCUCAGAACUUCACACCAUAGAGGAGUUGAUAGAGCAGCUGGUGACAACUGUUAGUCUUGGAGGGAACUUCCUUAUCAAUGUUGGUCCGACUGCCUAUGGUGAGAUUGCACCUCUCUAUGAAGAGAGACUGCGCCAGAUGGGCUCCUGGCUUGGCGUUAACGGGGAGGCCAUCUACAAAACACAUGUGUGGACCCAUCAGAAUGACUCCAUAGCUCAUAAUGUGUGGUAUACUUCAAAAUCCAACUCUUCCCAAGUGCCCACUGUCUACGCCAUUUUGCUGUCAUGGCCACAGAACAACACCAUCCACCUGGGUGAUCCCAUCGCAUCGGAUGAGACAAAAGUGUCCCUUGUUGGGUAUCCUGGCUAUUUUGAUUUCGAGUGUAGCCCAUCCAGUGGCAUGGUCAUCAAGGUCCCGGCUAUUCCUGUCAGCCGCAUGCCUUGUGACUGGGCUUGGGUUCUGAGGCUCACAUAUCUUCAGAACUACAAAACAAAAAUAAAUCCAGAUGCUUAUUCUGACCAUGUAGAACCUAUUCCCAUGAUGAAAGAGCCUUUUGUUUAACAAGUGUGACACAAAAGAUAAAAUGCCCGCCAAGAAGGGUAUAUAUGUCUUUCCUGAGAUUUUCUGUGGUUGCCAUUAUAUUUGUUUUGGUCAUUAUGAAUCCUUGUGCCAUAAGCAAAUUAUUUAAUAUACAAACUUUUUGUAUCUGGUCAACAAAAACAGGUACUUUUUCAAAUUUGGAAUUAUGAAGAGUUUUUCAUUGAUCAAUAUGAUUUGUCACUGUGAUUUUUCUUGGAGGAAUUCUUUGCAGAAAGCAUUAUUUACAUUAAAUCUACAUGUAUCUUUGUAUGUCUAAAUAUUUACACUCUAUUAAAAAUAUUUUGUACCAGUUAUUACUAUUGUGAACUUAACUCAUCUGCUACAUAUUAUUUUCUGCUAGUGGACGAUUUUUUUUCGGGAGGGCGAAAUGAGAUGGUGACUAGUGCGCAGUUCACAGGUCUUUGGGGCCACAAAUUCAAAUAAAUAUCAACAUAUUUUAUACCUUAAUUUUCAGUAUGGUUUGUAAAAUACAUCUGUAAUGUUUAUUUGUGUAUUUUUGAACUUUGGUUCCUCGAAGAGGUCAUUAUUCAACACAAUUAUUGCUUGGAUGCGGAUAAAAUUUUAAAACAUAAAACUAAUAAUCUUUGGUGAAACUCAAAAAAAUUGUUUGUACCUAGUCAAAUGAUACUUCAAAAUAACCAUAAAUGAAUAUAGUACAGGAAAAUAUUAAAAAAUUUGCAGUUAUUUACAUACAUUCCAUAAAAUUUGUACAUUAGGGUCAUUAGGAUCAUAAUAUCCGAUAUUGAAAAUUAAAAAAAAAAAUUUUUUUUCUAAUCGUGAAAGAAGGACAAGAUGCAUUCACAAACAGAAAAAAACACUCAUAUCUUAUAUGAAAUUAUUCAGAAUUGCAUUUGGAAUAAACCUAUACAUGUCUUGAUAGGUACUUUUGCGCAAUUUCACCAAAAAGUAGUGAUUUCGGGGAGAAUAAAAAUAUUUUGACAUUUUAGAUCUAGACCUAGAUCUAGCACUGAAAAAUAUGGAAUAACAGACCACUUUCAAUUUGAGUCCAAUAGUAUCAAUAUUCUAAAUAAGAGUCCUACAUUUCUUUAGUGAGCAAAAUAAUGAUACAUUUUGUUGUAUAAAAGAACUAAGACUGUUGUCUGGGCUAUAAUUUGGGCAUCGCGAUAAAACAAAGUCGUAUAUAAACUUCAAAAUCGUGAUUCAAAACUGAAUCUAACCUUCCGAUUUUCUGUGGAAACGCUUGACCCGGAAGUCAACGUAAUCAAUUAUAGCCUUUAUUUUAACAUGGAUAUGCGGACUGGAAUAAAAUCUAAGCUAGAAGUAUUGGUCAGUUCUCGAGCCGUCGGGGGCGGCUUGGCGUACGGAAGACACUUUCGCCGCACCACUACCCACAGCUCGGCGUAGCGAAUGAGUUAAGGGGUUCAGACAACUUACCAGGGUUGCUUACUUUAUCUUAUAAUAGCCAUGUCUGUCUUCAAAGAGAGAAUUUUGGAGCAAAAGUUAAGAUUGGGAAAAUGUUAAGCAGGCAAAGUCAUGUAUAAAAUAAAGUAGAGAAAUAUAAAAUACAUGAGUUUUAUUUGUGUUUCUCCAAGAAAAAAAUUCAGGCUUAUACCACAUUAGUACUGAAUUUUCUCAAGGUUUUCCUCAAUUUGGAUGAACUGAAGUUAAAGACUUUUUGAAAACUAUUAAAUGUUAACCAUUGGUUGUUUUAUCUUUUUGAUUUUGAAUAAGGUAUCAAGUAUCGGUACUUUUGUGAUAUUUUUUGAGUGUAUAAUAACUUAUUUUACAGUGCCUGAACUGUUAUGUUACUGCUCACCAAGAGCGUCACUGAGAUCGGUUCAGUUGUUAACUGUUUCAGUAUGUUUCAACAAUUAAUUGAGAUUCUCAUUGUGAAACUUUAGCUCAAUGUUAUGGUACUUUUUUAUAAGUCACUUAUAUAUAUAAUUUUACUUCUUUUUAACUUUUAACAGUAACUAACUUGUAACUUGUUUAUGUAUUUUAAGUCCAAGUUGCCAUUUGUAAUAACUAUUAUUUUGCGAUCAAUAUAAUCAUAUUUGAUUAUGAGUGUUACCUGAUGAAACUUUUGUACUUUUUUUUGCAUUUUUUUUCUUUUAUUCUGGUUUGUUUGUUCAGUCGAGUGGAAAAUAAAUUUUAUUAACUCCACAGAUGGGACCGUAUUA